Messenger RNA from Epinephelus fuscoguttatus (brown-marbled grouper), 3080 nucleotides. RefSeq names its product interferon-induced protein 44-like. The transcript has 7 exons. Gene Ontology annotation, molecular function: GTP binding. The record is from RefSeq and is a predicted model, not a curated record. Bases 1612 to 2412 code for a protein of 266 amino acids. NCBI's taxonomy places the organism in Eukaryota, Metazoa, Chordata, Actinopteri, Perciformes, Serranidae.
UUGCUAACUCGGCCAUUCUGGAUGUCACUAACUCUGCUUCUUCUCCGGAGCCUUUGUGCUCCACUGUCUCUCAGAUUAACUCAUAUCGCAGCGGUGCCUGGACAGCGUGACGUGUGUGGUUGUGCUGCUGCCGGGGUCCUGCCAGAUGCUGCUGCUGCCAUCAUUAGUCAUUAGUCAUACUUCUACUGUUAUUAUACACAUAUGACUAUUGUCACACCUGUAUACUGCCAGAUAUUAAUACAUACUUUCAACAUAUUGUACCACAGUAGCCAGAACUAUAACUAUAAUAUUAUUACUUUCAAUAAUGUUGUUGUAAGCUACUGUCAUUACCUGCAUCUCUCUCUCUCUCUCUCUCUCUCUCUCUCUCUCUCUCUCUCUCUCUUUCUCUGUCUCAUUGUGUCAUGUGGAUUACUGUUAAUUUGUUAUGCUGAUCUGUUCUGUACGACAUCUAUUGCACGUCUGUCCGUCCUGGAAGAGGGAUCCCUCCUCAGUUGCUCUUCCUGAGGUUUCUACCGUUUUUUUCCCCCGUUAAAGGUUUUUUUGGGGGGAGUUUUUCCUUAUCCGCUGCGAGGGUCAUAAGGACAGAGGGAUGUCGUAUGCUGUAAAGCCCUGUGAGGCAAAUUGUGAUUUGUGAUAUUGGGCUUUAUAAAUAAAAUUGAAUUGAAAUUGAAUUGAAUUAAACGUGUGCUCAUCCGUGAAGAAAAUAUUUUUUCCAGCGGAUGUCUUAGUUACAACAUGAUUUAGCUAACUGGAGUAGUUUCAUGUCGUAUCUGACAACGGGAGGCUUUUAACAGAUGACGUCCUGAUGUUAGCUUUGCAGCUGCUGUUAGCUGUCCCUGUCAGCUGCAGCCACUGAUGCUUUCUAGACAUCGUGAUUUCCCAAAACUGAAUAAAUACCACACAUAGCAACACAAAACUACUUUGCUAGCUCAAUCAUGUUGUAACUAAGAUAUCAGCUGGAAAAAAUAUUUUUUUCACAGACCGUUUAUUGAGUUAUUACCUAUUACAGACACCGCUAACGGCUAAGAAAUAGUAGUGUUUGUUCAAUCAUUGUGUUUAUAGACUUUACAAACACCAGAUUAGUCUAAACGGUGAUACAGUGAUGUGAACAAUAUGUUUACAUAUAUAGCUAAAAGCUCUGCUGGUUUUCUACCCGGAAGUAUUUGUAAACAACAAGGCGAUUCCCUCUAACGUUAUAGUCCGGUCGGACGGAUGAGUCAUGGCCUUGUAAAAGAUUAUGUUUGUUUCUUUUAGUUGGCGAGAAUGUGUCACCGCAAACGCCACAAACAUCCACUAACUCGCAGAAAACGGCGUUUUCUGCGAGUGCGGCUGAGCCAUUUUGUACCGCUACACGUGUUUCUAGUCGGACUAUAUUUACGAGCACAAGAGUUCAGCGAGCCACCAAAGGACCGGCCUGCGGAUUUACUAUUGGUUAUGCAACGUAGGGAGUUUUUUUAAACUCUGAAAUUGUAUCCGCCCAUUUAAACACAAAAUCAGGGAGAAAGUCAUCAGUCUUCAGUUAAGCAAAGCGUCUAAAGACUGACUUAAACAACAGAACUUGAGAGGCCAUGGAGGACUAUAAACUGGGAAUCUCAGAACAAGAAGGAGCUGAUGGAGAGUAUUAAAAUGUACAAACCCACAGUCAGCUCUGUGUCCCAGGUUCGGGUUCUGCUCAUCGGACCAGUUGGAGCUGGAAAGUCCAGUUUCUUCAAUUCUAUCAACUCUGUAUUCAGAGGCCACGUCACCAGUCAGGCCAUCGCUGGCUCCUCUACCACCAGCCUCACAACACAGUUUCGCACCUUCUCAGUGAAAGCUGGGCGAGAUGGGAAACCUCUGCCAAUCAUCUUGUGUGAUACCAUGGGACUGGAGGAAAGCAGAGCAGCGGGGCUUGAGAUCGAUGACAUCAGCAGCAUCCUUAAAGGUCAUCUGCCAGACCGUUAUCAGUUCAACCCCUCUGCUCCUCUGAAUUCGGAGGCCCACGGCUAUUGUAAGUCUCCAAGACUCAAGGACAAGAUCCACUGUGUGGUCUAUGUUGUUGAUGCCUGCAAGGUCUCAAUCAUGCCCACAAAAGUGGAGGAGAAGCUGGAUGCUGUCCGCAGAAAGGUCAACUUAAUGGGAAUUCCUCAGCUGGUCCUGCUCACUAAAGUAGAUGAAGCCUGCCCUUUGGUGAAAGAGGACAUGAAAAACAUUUACAAGAGUGGCUACAUCAAGGAAAUAAUGCAGGAGGUCAGCGCUCUGCUCGGUGUGCCGGUGUCCUGUGUUGUGCCAGUGAAGAACUACUUCGAGGAGCUGGAGUUGGACCUGAGCUGCGACAUCCUGCUGCUCAGCGCUGUCAUGCAGAUGCUUCGCUUCGCAGACAAUUACUUUGAUGAGAUCAGUGACCAACUCAGCAACACCGAAGUCAAAGAAUAGGAAGUACCUGUGCAGCAGAUGUUUAUAUCUUGUCCAACUGUGAUGAAAUGUCCAUCACAAUAAUCCAUCCAUUUACCUGCAGGUGAUGCUGCAUUGUAGAGUUCACUGUUGCACUUCCUCCCCUGAGUUCUCCAAGCACCCCUUGGAAUGCUGGGCGAUGUAGUGCCUCCAGAAUAACCUCAUUUUGUUUGUGUCCCUCAGCUGUGAAAUGUUCAAUUUCCUUUCUGAUCUGGCUGUAAAUUUUUUAAACUAUUAUAAAAUUGUUACAUUAUUUAUAUUCUAAAUGAUUAUUUUUACAUUAGAGGUUCAAAUACUGUAAUUUAUUUGAUAUAACUCACAUAUUUAAAAGUUAUUAUCACAGUGUCGGCUGAUUUACUGAGACAUUUCAUCACAAGUUUGACAAGCAAAGACAUUAUCAGAUAUUACUGCAAGUAUUAAAAUAUAUUAUUUUCUGCAUGAUGACAUUAUUCACCUUUGCUUCAUUAUCUUUGUGUCAUGUUAUUGAAGUUGAAGUCACAGUCAGCAGGUUCAGAGCAGUUUAUCAGAGCUCAUCUGCAUUGCUUCCUUAAGUCUGAUUUGUGUUCAGCUGCUAGGUGCACACAUGGUGCUGUGCAAUGCAGUGAAAAAAUAAAUAAAUAAAAUUGUCAGUCAUGGAUGAUUGAAAUGGA